Molecule: messenger RNA, 1273 nt
Organism: Nicotiana attenuata
Lineage: Eukaryota; Viridiplantae; Streptophyta; Magnoliopsida; Solanales; Solanaceae
Product: universal stress protein PHOS34-like
Exons: 2
Coding region: 193-921 (242 amino acids)
Source: RefSeq, a predicted model, not a curated record
UUUGAAAUUCUCUACAAAAGUCGAAAGUGAAAACACAUUCUCAGUAUUCAGCGCUGUCUAUUAUUCCUUGAUGAUCAUCAUCAACAUCAAAAAGAGGAAUAUAACUCUCUCAUAAGCUGUAGCGAUAAACAAGCAUCAACCCUCUCUCAAACAAAGGUCAACUCAAACCCCCCAAACAUUCCCCAAAAAGAAAUGCAGCAACAACCAACCCCCACCUCCGAUUCCGAUCUCCCCCGCCUCGCCAACAUCAAAAUCAAAUCCUCUUCCCCUCGUUUCCCGCCUCCUACCACUCCUUCCACCACCGAUACCCCUACCGCCGGUGCUCAACGCAAGAUCGGCAUCGCCGUCGAUCUAAGCGACGAAUCCGCUUUCGCCGUUAAGUGGGCCGUCCAUCAGUACCUCCGUCCAGGUGACGCUGUCAUCCUUGUCCACGUCCGUCCCACUUCCGUCCUCUACGGCGCCGAUUGGGGCUCCGUCGAUCUCUCCAUUGUUGAUACCGAAAACGAAGAGUCUCAACGAAAACUGGAGGAUGAUUUCGACACGUUUACUACUACUAAAGCCUCGGAUAUAUCUCAGCCGUUAGUUGAUGCUCAGAUUCCGUUCAAAAUCCACAUCGUUAAGGAUCACGAUAUGAGGGAAAGGCUAUGUCUCGAGGUGGAGAGGCUAGGGCUUAGCGCUGUAAUUAUGGGUAGCCGAGGUUUUGGGGCUACUAAGAGAGGAAGCGAUGGAAGACUGGGAAGUGUUAGUGAUUAUUGUGUGAGGCAUUGUGUUUGUCCUGUUGUGGUUGUUAGGUACCCGGAUGAUAAGGAUAGUGGUGCAAAUGCUGUUGCUGAGCCCGUGGUUUCUGUUGCAUCAGCUGCUGAAGAAGAUGAGGAGGACGCUGAGUACCAUGAUGCUUCUGAUCAUCGAAAAGAUUCAUAGUGAAGUUGGACUAGAUCUUUCCUCGGCUGCAUUAGUGUUGACCAGCUUCCUUGAUUAGGCCUUUUGUGAUGCCUGGAGUCAUAUUAUGUAAAUGAAUUGUGGUAGCUUGUGUCUCUCAACAUCAACUUAUUACCGUCUCCAGUUGAUGAUUGUAUCUGUUUUGGUUGUCAUCUGCUGAGUGUUUUUACUUGAUUGCCUUUAGGUAUUUGCGGUGCAAUCUAAACUCUUUUAUAAUGUGUCGACUAUAUGCUUGUGUUGUUUAUCCAAUUCCAAAUCUGGUCAUGCAUUAAAAUUGUCUGUAUGGAUAGAAUGUUUAGUGUGUCAAGGUAUGUUGAGCAUGUUUGACUGGCUA